Molecule: messenger RNA, 2355 nt
Organism: Spinacia oleracea (spinach)
Lineage: Eukaryota; Viridiplantae; Streptophyta; Magnoliopsida; Caryophyllales; Amaranthaceae
Exons: 17
Coding region: 295-1833 (512 amino acids)
Biological process (GO): FAD biosynthetic process
Molecular function (GO): FMN adenylyltransferase activity
Source: RefSeq, a predicted model, not a curated record
UUGGAGAAACCGGCCAAAGGUGAGUCCCCAAAUGCAAAUCCAAAAUCACAAUGCACUACAAAAGAUAAACAACCUGUGGAUUCUGAAUGACUUAUCUUCCCUUCCCAUAACCCAUUUUUUUGUCCGCUUUACCCGAUUUCUGACCAAUUUCUUGGAAAUUCUCUUUGACUAUUAAUAUAUAUUGGUAUUAUUUUAUUAUCUUUCACCCCUUGCUUAUCUCUGCUCAUCACACUUCGAAUAUGCUGUGAAAUCAGAUUCUUCUAUUCUCCGGGUUUUUGUUUUUGCUGUAAUUGAAUGGAGAUCGAUAAAGCUAUUCGAGAUUGCGAUGAUCGAAGGUUGAAGACUAAAUACAACAACGCCGUUUAUGUUAUUCAGAGAGCUCUUGCUCUUUACAACAUUGAAGAGGUAGCUUUCAGCUUCAAUGGAGGGAAAGAUUCAAUUGUUUUGCUGCAUCUUCUAAGAGCUGGGUACUAUCUCCACAAGCGGGAGCAAGUAAAGCAUGAUGAAAAUCUUGCACGUAACGAAACCAAAUUUCCAAUAAGGACAAUUUAUUUUGAGAGCCCUUCUGCUUUUCCUGAAAUAAAUUCGUUCACUUAUGAAACAGCUGCUGCCUAUAAAUUGCAAUUGGACAUCAUUCGUCAAGAUUUUAAAUCUGGUCUGGAAGGUUUACUGAAGACUAGACCUAUAAGAGCUAUUUUUCUUGGUGUCCGUAUAGGUGAUCCUACAGCGGUAGGCCAAGAGCAGUUCUCACCUAGUUCUCCAGGAUGGCCACCAUUUAUGAGAGUGAACCCCAUCUUAGAUUGGUCUUACAGAGACGUAUGGGCUUUCCUACUAACUUCCAAGGUACCUUACUGCAGCCUUUAUGAUCAAGGCUAUACUUCUGUUGGAAGUAUAUAUGAUACAGUUCCAAAUAAGCUUCUGUCUAUUAGUAAUCCCUCCAGCGGUAAAGUGGAAUAUAGGCCAGCGUACAUGCUUGCAGAUGGAAGAUCAGAAAGAGCUGGGAGAGCAAGGAAAUCUACUCAUAAAGCUGACAGAAGUAUUUCUCUUAGCAAUGGAACAAGCGAUGUGGAACCACAACAAACUUGCAUUCCAACAGCUUCAGUUAUUGGUGUCGGGGAUGAGAUUCUGCUUGGUAAUGUUGAGGAUCUUGUAGGACAAUCAUUAUGCAGAAGACUUCAUUCCAUUGGUUGGGCAGUGACACAAUUUGAUGUCCUUCGGAGUGAUAUAGAUUCUGUUGCUGAAAGUGUUGAACGCCAAAAAUCUACUAAUGACAUGGUAUUUAUAUAUGGUGGGAUUGGUCCAUUGCAUUCAGAUGCUACUCUUGCCGGCAUCGCAAAGUCAUUUGGUGUCCGUCUGGCACCUGAUGAAGAGUUCGAAGAAUACCUUACAAGUAUAGUGGGCUAUCAGUCCACUGGUGAAAGGAACGAGAUGGCACAGCUACCAGAGGGUAUCACAGAAUUGUUGCAUCAUGAAAAGCUGCCUGUGCCAUUUAUGAAGUGUCAGAAUGUUAUAAUUCUUAUGGCAACGAAUAUAAUGGAGCUGGACAAAGAAUGGGAUUGCUUGAUUGAGCUUGCAGCCUCUAGUGGUCUCCUAACAUUGACAAAUCCUUUUGCUUCAAAGCAUCUGACUACUACUCUUUCAGACGUAGAAGUUUCUCAGCCAUUAUCAGCACUGCGUAUUGACUUCCCCGAUUUGUUUAUUGGGUGUUAUCGGAAAACCAGGCGUGGGCCUCUUGUGAUUACUCUGGAAGGAAAGGACCAAGGAAAUGUGCAGUUGGCAACUGAAGCACUAAUGAAGAAGUUUCAUGCAGGAGCACUUUUUGAAACUGUUUAGAGUUGCGAUACGAAUCUUUCUGUUGUUAUUUUGCUGGCCAAAUAUCAGAUUCCGGCGUCCAGGUUAGCUUCUCUCGCGUUCCAACUACAAUGAUCGUGGUGGAGGAAUCAUUAUAGAGAAAAGCCAAGUACAUUGCAGAAUGACCAUCCCUUCUUCCUGACAGUAAUAGAGGUGAAAAAAGACCCCAAAAAAUGGACACAAUUUCACAAAGAUCAAAGCUGGAGGAAAAAUAAAUGAAAGAGCAAGAAAUACUUUGGGAAGCUGUACUAGGGAGUAUAAAAUGUAGCUUCUUGUUUUUUCUUUUUCUUUUUCUUUUUCUUUUUCUUUUUCUUUUUGGGGCAGCCAGAAAGUAGCAUUUGACUGUAGGUGCAUGCUAAUUCUAUAUCACAAUAUUCGUUUUGGGUAGUUUUAGUUGCGGUGAGAGCUGAACUAAAAACUACGGAGUAUUCAGUAAUGGGGAAGCCAACAUUACAACCGCAGAAAACAUACAUUUAUAUUACCUGAGUAUAUUUUUACAAUGAA